Cyclopterus lumpus (lumpfish) is the source of this 3038-nucleotide messenger RNA. It is a transcript of the gene mier1b, whose product is annotated as mesoderm induction early response 1b, transcriptional regulator. Gene Ontology annotation, biological process: negative regulation of transcription by RNA polymerase II. The record is from RefSeq and is a predicted model, not a curated record. Gene Ontology annotation, molecular function: transcription corepressor activity; histone deacetylase binding. Gene Ontology annotation, cellular component: nucleoplasm. Bases 46 to 1584 code for a protein of 512 amino acids. The transcript is spliced from 13 exons. NCBI's taxonomy places the organism in Eukaryota, Metazoa, Chordata, Actinopteri, Perciformes, Cyclopteridae.
CGGGAACCACCGCAACCCCUGACGUGACCCUGCAGGAUUGCAAACAUGGCGGAGCCCUCCGUCGGGAAUUCGAGCCCAGGAGGUUCAGCAGGUUCCGUUGACCAUGAUUUCGACCCAUCGGCAGACAUGCUUGUCCAUGACUUUGAUGAUGAACGUACCUUGGAGGAAGAAGAAAUGAUGGAGGCAUCAGAUGAGACAAACGCCAACGAGAUUGAAGAUCUUGCACGGGAGGGAGAGAUGCCCAUUCAUGAGCUGCUGAGUCUGUAUGGUUAUGGGGGUGGUUCACCAGCAGAUGAUGAUGAUGAAGAGGAGGAAGAACCCGAGGAAGAGGAGGAUGAUGAGGACGAGGAUGAGGAAGAGGACCUCGACAACGAUGAAAGCAGCAGAAGCACUGGCGAGUUAAAAAGAAAUGAGGUUGAGGGUGUUAAGAUCUCAUCGGUACAGGGCGAUGAUGCCCAGGCAACCUCUGAGGUCCGCACACGCUCAGUCAGGUCCCUCGGCACAGCAGAACUCAUUCGGCCCCAGAAACUCAAGUACUUUGAAAGUAAUAAUGAUGCAGAAGAGGAGUCUGAUGAAGAUGAGGACUAUGUUCCAUCGGAAGACUGGAAAAAGGAAAUCAUGGUGGGUUCAAUGUAUCAGGCAGAAACUCCAGUUGGCCUAUGUAAAUAUAAAGAAAAUGAAAAAGUUUAUGAAAAUGAUGACCAGUUGUUGUGGAACCCCGAGUGUCUUCCUGAAGGCAAAGUGGUGGAGUUCUUGACUGAGGCGUCAAGGCGGACGGGAGAAGAGAAAGGAGUGGAAGCAAUCCCAGAGGGAUCCCAUAUCAAAGACAAUGAACAGGCAUUGUAUGAACUGGUGAAGUGUGACUUUGACACAGAGGAAGCUUUAAGAAGACUGAGGUUUAAUGUAAAAGCAGCCAGAGAGGAGCUAUCAGUCUGGACGGAAGAGGAAUGUAGACAUUUUGAACAAGGACUAAAAGCUUAUGGGAAAGACUUUCAUUUAAUACAGGCCAACAAGGUGAGAACUAGGUCUGUAGGAGAAUGUGUGGCCUUUUAUUACAUGUGGAAGAAGUCUGAGCGUUAUGAUUUCUUUGCACAGCAAACCAGACUUGGGAAAAGGAAAUACAACCUUCACCCUGGUGUCACAGACUAUAUGGACAGAUUACUGGAUGAAACGGAGAGCGCCACGUCCAGCAGGGCGGCGUCGCCACCUCCCACCACCUCCAGCAGCAGCGCCAGCCACUCGGAGAGGGAAGACGGCAGCAGUCAGAACGGUAUCGUAAGCCACACUUCAAGUCACCCAGUGGAUGGCGCUGAGUUGCCCCCAAUAAAUCAAGUCAAACCCGAGUCCGUUCAGUCCAACGGUCCCUCCCAUCCAUUAGAGGAAGCUCCGGCUCCCCUUUCAGACAACUCCAACGGCUGCAACCAACCCAGUGCGCCCAGUCCCGACCAAAAUGGUUCUCUGGAGCCUUUGCUGGACCACAGAGAAACGGCAACAGCACACCAAAGGCCGGCCAAGAGAUGCAGAACGGAGGCAGAGCCAUUGGACCAAAGCGAGGUGGAACCAUCCAGAACACAGGAGGACUGAAGGAGUUCAGUGAUGUAGACUAAUAGACGCUGAAUUAUGGGGAAACCUCCCCAGAGGUAAGGGGGGGGGGGGGAAGAUGAGGAAAGACGAGCCCCGCUUGGCCCGUGAGGGCAGUAGCUCCUGAGAGCAAAGACUCACUUUUUGACGAGGUCAAAGGUCACUGAUGAACACAGCCAACCAAACUGUAGCUGGUCCUCCAGGAGGGGGAGGUGGCCUCCCCGUCCCCUCCAACCCAUCCACGAAGAGACGGCCCGCAGAGCUCUUCCCAAAGUCCCACAGCUCCAUCGUCUCCUACUCAACAUCUUCUACCCAUCGUCUGUGUUCACUUUUUGGAGACUGACACGUUUUGCCAAGAAUUUCCUUUUUCUAUUUGUACUCAUAGAAAAUAAAUCACCUGUGCUAUUUUUUUACACAAGAGAUAUUUAUAUUUUUUAACAAAAUAAAACUAUGAUAAGUAACUGCUGUCCAAGCUAUUGAGAACAUACAUUUUGAUGAAACGGGGACGCGCGUUUUAAUCGAUUAUAUGCUUAAAUUGUCAGAGGGCGAACACAAGAUGAGUGAGGCCGUCACCGGCUCGUUUUAGUUGCACUUUGAUUGUAUGCUUCUCAUCUUUAUUGAAGAGGAGUGGUGUCAAACCCAGCAGAAUUACAUUUUCACUCCUUCGUAAACCCGCUCCAGCCUCUCACGGCUGUUUGUUUGAUUCUGAUAAAUAAACCAACGGGUUAGUCCCCCCGCUGGUUUGUUUGUGUAAAGCAGCUGACAUCAGUGAUGUCCUGUAUUAUAACUCAUCAUGUAGGAGAUCGCUGUAUUUUUGGAUUUUCAUAGUCGGUGCUUUGCUCAACGCUUUGUUUUUACUAGACAGAAUGUCCGUUGUUUUUAAUGUAAAGUUUGUAUAGAUUUCUUACCUUGAGCAGUUGGUACAUUUCUUUUUUUUAUUUUAUAACUGUCUGUUCAUCUCUGUAUGUUCAGGUCUUCCUUGUAGGCUGCUGUGCUUUUUGUUUAGAAAUCCUUUGCCUGUGUUGCUCUGAGAUGGAUGUAAUAAAUAAAAAAAGUAGCCAUUCCUCUUUCACUCUCUGUUUGGCAGCACUUUCCAUUCCUGUGGAACAAUCUUGCACAAUCUGAAAUGUUCGUAGCAGAGAGCAUCAUCUUUUUGUGCAAAGAGCCUCCGCUCACUCAGCUCAACCAACACCGUCGUUCCUCAGCGAGUGGAUGUCCAGCAGUGGAACCGGCCAGGUUGACCUCGGCAUGUGACCUGGGAGACCUUCCGUUGUUUUGGUACAGUCGCCGUUCAGCUCGAUGCUCACGUGUUUUACUUUGAACUUACAUUCACAAAUUAAGAUACGUUUGUCUCAAUAUUGUUGAUCCAUGUAGUCUUUUCUUUCCCUUCGUUGACGACGAUGUCUAGUUUUGUUUUGUUUUUCUCUGUAAAUGACAUGAAUAAAAUUGUAUUCCAA